Dendrobium catenatum is the source of this 1113-nucleotide messenger RNA. RefSeq names its product mitochondrial carnitine/acylcarnitine carrier-like protein. Gene Ontology annotation, biological process: mitochondrial L-ornithine transmembrane transport. Lineage: Eukaryota; Viridiplantae; Streptophyta; Magnoliopsida; Asparagales; Orchidaceae. Bases 262 to 1113 code for a protein of 283 amino acids. Gene Ontology annotation, molecular function: L-ornithine transmembrane transporter activity. The transcript is spliced from 3 exons. The record is from RefSeq and is a predicted model, not a curated record.
CAACCCUAUUCUAUCGUAAAGUGCGUUCUUUGUCUUCUCCCAUUAGUGGAAAUCCACUCAAUCAGACGGCCAUUGUCGCUUCAUCUGUCUCCUACUCAUCUCAACCUCCAUUUCUUCUCUUUCUUUGUCGCGGCUCACUCGUGUGGUAUUCCUUCGCUUGAUAAAACUGAAUCACCUUGUGAAAAAGGAGCAGCCUUUCAUACAUAAUCGGCUGCGCGGUUUUGAUCAAUUUCAAAAGCUUAGCGACAGAUUGGAACCACAAUGGCAGAUGUGGUUAAGGAUUUAACUUCCGGGACCAUUGGAGGUGCAGCACAAUUGAUUGUUGGGCAUCCUUUUGACACAAUAAAAGUCAAGCUGCAAAGCCAGCCAGUCCCCCUUCCCGGACAACUUCCUAAGUAUUCUGGUGCAAUGGAUGCUGUUAAGCAGACAAUUGCAGCAGAAGGCGCAAGGGGUUUAUACAAAGGGAUGGGAGCUCCACUUGCCACCGUUGCAGCUUUCAAUGCCGUCUUGUUUACUGUAAGAGGACAAAUGGAGGCUUUGCUGAGGUCUGAACCAGGAGUCCCUCUCACAGUGCAGCAGCAGGUCAUAUGUGGUGCUGGUGCUGGAGUUGCUGUUUCUUUUCUUGCAUGCCCAACAGAGUUAAUCAAGUGCAGAUUGCAGGCACAAAGUGCUUUAUCAUCCUCAGCCGCAACAGGCGCCGUUAAGUAUGGCGGACCCAUGGAUGUGGCAAGGCAUGUUCUGAGAUCCGAAGGUGGCCUAAGAGGCUUAUUCAAAGGUCUGGUUCCGACCUUAGCAAGAGAGGUACCUGGAAAUGCUGCAAUGUUUGGUGUCUACGAAGCCCUCAAGAAGACCUUGGCCGGUGGCCCAGACACCUCAAAGCUUGGUCGUGGCUCGCUGAUUGUAGCCGGAGGAUUGGCCGGUGCUUCUUUCUGGGCAUUUGUGUAUCCGACUGAUGUCGUUAAGAGUGUGAUUCAGGUGGAUGACUAUCGAAACCCAAAAUUUUCUGGCUCUAUUAAUGCCUUCAAGAAGAUCUUUGCAACAGAAGGUGUCAAGGGACUGUACAAAGGCUUUGGUCCUGCUAUGGCGAGAAGUGUUCCUGCCAAUGCCAAUUGA